Staurois parvus is the source of this 468-nucleotide messenger RNA. NCBI's taxonomy places the organism in Eukaryota, Metazoa, Chordata, Amphibia, Anura, Ranidae. The record is from the annotation of a GenBank genome assembly.
CCUGUACUGUGUCUGGAGUCUCUGGUCAUCUCCUGUACUAUGUCCGCAGUCUCUGGUCAUCUCCUGUACUGUGUCCGCAGUCUCUUGUCAUCUCCUGUACUGUGUCCGCAGUCUCUGCUCAUCUCCUGUAGUAUGUCCGCAGUCUAUGGUCAUCUCCUGUACUGUGUCUGCAGUCUCUGGUCAUCUCCUGUACUAUGUCUGCAGUCUCUGGUCAUUUUCCUGUACUAUGUCUGCAGUCUCUGGUCAUUUCCUGUACUAUGUCUGCAGUCUCUGGCCAUCUCCUGUACUAUGUCUGCAGUCUCUGGUCAUCUCCUGAAGUAUGUCCGCAGUCUCUGGUCAUCUCCUGUACUAUGUCCGCAGUCUCUGGUCAUCUCCUGUACAUGUUCGCAGUCUCUAGUCAUCCUCUGUAGUAUGUCCGCAGUCUCUGGUCAUCUCCUGUACUAUGUCCGCAGUCUCUGGUCAUCUCCU